AUGACCUCUCACUCCGAGGGCAUGGCCAUCCUGGUCACCCCGAAUGGCCGGGUCCAGGCCAUCCCGUACGCCUCUCUUCAGGACUAUCUCGGCCCCAACCCGGCGACCAUCGCCAAGUGGAGCGGCGCCUCGAUCACGGCAUUCGGGUCGAGCCCCUCGGUGGCCAUGCGCCAUGAGCCUCACUCGGCCGAGAAUUUCACCCUCCCCUCGCCGUACGGCGCCACCGCCCUGCGGGGGAACAUCGUCUUCCGGCGGAUGACUCCCAAGGAGCCGGAGCUGACGGUCGAGAGCCUGAAGAAGUUCGCGCUCAGCCGCGCCGCCACCUGGAACUUGAAGGAGAUCGCCGACCCGGCGGAUCGGACGUACGCGGUUUUCGAGUCGGUUGACACCAAGGCCGGCCUGGCGGAGGUCUUCGACAACAUUGAGGCCGGCUUGCGCCGGCAGGCUGCCGCGCUGGCGAAGGCCAACGCGGCGGCGGCGGCGGCGGUCGCCGCUGCGGAGAGCAGCUCCUCGGAUUCUUCCUCGUCGGAAUCCGACUCCUCCUCCUCGGACUCGGACUCGGCUUCGGGCAGCGAUGCCGACAGCGACGCCGACAGCGACGCCGACAGCGACGCCGACAGUGAUGCCGACAGCGACGACGAGGACAUGUUCGCCGCGUACCAGGCCAAGCCCAAGGCCAAGGACAAGAAGUCGGCCCUGCUGGCGUCUCUCACUCAGGCCUCCAGCGCCAAGGCCCCGGGGGCCGGCGCCGCGCCUGUCGCCGGCGGCCGGCCGGCCGGCAAGGCCAUCGGCUCAGCCAGUGACAUCUACUCGGCCGCGGGUGCGGACACGGCCAGCGAUUCGGAGUCCGAGGCGUCGGAUGCCGGGCCUGCCGCCGGGGUGGUGUCCAUGGAUGUGGACAGCUCCGACGAGGAGGUCGACGAGAAGGCCGCCAAGAAGGCUGCCAAGGCCGCGAAGAAGGAGGCCGAGAAGGCGGCCAAGGAGGCGGCGAAGGCUGAAAAGAAGUCCAAGAAGGACAAGGAGUCCAAGAAGGACAAGAAGGACAAGGAGUCCAAGGAGUCCAAGAAGGACAAGGAGUCCAAGAAGGACAAGGAGUCCAAGAAGGACAAGAAGGACAAGGAGUCUGCGGAGCCCCAGAAGGCUGACGACGGUGCUUCCAAGUCCUUGAAGCGGAGCAAGCACGGCAUCUGGAUCGGCAACCUGCACUUCCGCACGCGCGAGGACGAGCUGGCCGAGUUCUUCGCCGAGUGUGGCAAGAUCACUCGCAUUCACCUGCCGAAGGACCCGGCCAAGGGCACCAACCGGGGCUUCGCCUAUGUGGACUUCGACACGGCGGAGGCCGUGCUCAAGGCCCGGAAGCUCAGCGAGUCGACCCUGGUCUUCCGGCGACGGAGCAAGCACGGCAUCUGGAUCGGCAACCUGCACUUCCGCACGCGCGAGGACGAGCUGGCCGAGUUCUUCGCCGAGUGUGGCAAGAUCACUCGCAUUCACCUGCCGAAGGACCCGGCCAAGGGCACCAACCGGGGCUUCGCCUAUGUGGACUUCGACACGGCGGAGGCCGUGCUCAAGGCCCGGAAGCUCAGCGAGUCGACCCUGGUCUUCCGGCGAGUGCUGAUCAAGGACGCGUCGGACUUCUCCAAGCAGGCGCCGGCCUCGGGCCCGAGCGGCCCGGCGGCCCUCCGCACGCAGAAGCGCCCCCGGUCGGAGGCCGAGGAGGCCUCCGGCGACGGGUCCGGCACCGGCGAGGACGCCGCCGGCCCGGUGGUGGACGAGCGCACGGCCAAGUACGGCGCCGUGGCCUCGCGCACGGACCUCCCCCAGACGACCUCGCUCUUUGUGGGGAAUCUCUCCUUCAGCACCACGGCCGACAUUUUGCGGAAUGUCUUCUCGCCGUUCGGCCAGCUGGAGGGCAUUCGAGUGAUGACCUUCGAGGAUACCGGCCGGUGCAAGGGCUUCGCCCUGGUGGACUAUGCGUCGCAGGAGGACGCGCAAAAGGCCUACGACGCGGCGGAGUCCCUCUUCAUCGAUGGCCGGUCGGUCCGUGUGGAGUAUGCCUCCUCGGAGGCCGUGCGCCGGGGGAAGCUCCACCACCGGGGCCAGCAGCUGGCCACCGAGUCGGGCCGCGUGAACAAGAAGCGCCGGGUCCGGGUGCGCGGUGGCAAGGAUGCGGCCGCGGGUGCGGCGGCCGGCCCCGAGGCCGACCGGCCUGCCGCUGCCCCGGUGCGCACCUUCUCCGAGAGUCGCUAUGCGGCCUUGGCGGCCAGCAGCAGCCAGACCGGCGGCGAGGACGCCGGCGAGCAGACCAACCGCAUCAAGGGCACUUUCGGCCCGGGCGGCAUCCCCCUGUCGCAGGGCACCAAGAUCACCUUCGACGAUUGA
This is a messenger RNA of Fonticula alba, 2379 nucleotides long. RefSeq lists its product as hypothetical. NCBI's taxonomy places the organism in Eukaryota, Rotosphaerida, Fonticulaceae. The coding region runs from base 1 to 2379 and encodes 792 amino acids. The transcript has 5 exons. Gene Ontology annotation, molecular function: RNA binding. The record is from RefSeq and is a predicted model, not a curated record.